Messenger RNA from Salmo salar (Atlantic salmon), 2488 nucleotides. Its product is annotated as neurofilament light polypeptide. Gene Ontology annotation, biological process: neurofilament bundle assembly. The record is from RefSeq and is a predicted model, not a curated record. Lineage: Eukaryota; Metazoa; Chordata; Actinopteri; Salmoniformes; Salmonidae. Gene Ontology annotation, cellular component: cytoplasm; postsynaptic intermediate filament cytoskeleton; axon. Gene Ontology annotation, molecular function: structural constituent of postsynaptic intermediate filament cytoskeleton.
CAGAUUCGCGUGUGAACAAAGUUGCCGGAAUGCCACGUGCGUCCACUUAUAUCAGUGCAUUCAUAACAACUCGAACAUUACGAAACUUCUAUUCGAUCAAAUAAGCCUGCUCAGACUUGGCUGGCUGACGCUGUCAUUGAUCCCUGCUGUCAGUGCUCUAAAAAAAGGUUUGCGUCACAGUCAUUACCAGCUCUAUAAAAGAUACAGUGAUGCAGAUUCCACUGUGUCGACCCAGCAACCCCAUUACGGUUAGAGCUGCCUGUUUCGCAAGUCAUGAGUUCCAUUGCUUACGACCCUUACUUUCCCUCCUCUUCCCACAAGAGGAGGGUGAUGCUGCGCAGUGGAGGGUAUGGAGACAGUUCAGGAGGGAUGGCAUCCAGGUCGGUGUAUUCCAGCCACUCUGCCCCCCUCUCAUACCAUGGGUCAUCCCGGCUGCAUUACCCAACAUACAGCCGUAGCUCCUCCAUGCUGCUGUCUACCCCCAGAUCUGCUGCCACUGCUGAACUCAACAUCAGCCAGGCGGUGCAGGUGAGCACUGAGUUCAAGGCCGUGCGGACGCAGGAGAAAGCCCAGCUGCAGGAGCUGAAUGACCGCUUUGCCAGUUUCAUUGAGCGCGUCCACGAGCUGGAGCAGCAGAACCAGGUGCUAGAUGCUGAACUGCUGAUCCUCAGGCAGAGGCAUGUGGAGCCCUCCCACCUCAGGUCCCUGUAUGAGCACGAGAUCCGCCAGCUCCGUGCUGCUGUGGAGGAGGCCCGCGAUGAGAAACAGGCUGCUCAGAACCACAGGGACCAGAUGGAGGAGGUGCUGCAGAGUCUGCAGGGACGUUAUGAAGAGGAGGUAGUGAGCAGGGAAGAGGUGGAGGGGCAACUGAUGGAUGCCAGGAAAGGGGCGGAUGAGGCUGCUUUGGGCCGUGUUGAGCUGGAGAAGAGGACGGAGACGCUGCUGGAUGAGUUGGCCUUCCUGAAACGUCUCCAUGAAGGGGAGAUAGCUGAGCUCCAGGCCCAGGUGCAGUACAAUGCCCAGGUGUCCGUGGAGAUGGAAGUAGCCAAGCCAGACCUGUCUUCAGCCCUCCGAGACAUCCGCGUCCAGUAUGAGAAACUGGCACAUCGCAACCUCCAGUCAGCCGAGGAAUGGUUCCGCAGCAAGGUGAGUGUGAUGACAGAAGGCACCGCCCGCAACACAGACAACAUUCGCAAUGCCAAAGAAGAUGCCGGGGAGUACCGCCGCCUGAUCCAAACACGGAACCAGGAGAUUGAAGCCUGCCGUGAUAGGAACCAGUCCCUGGAGAAUCAGUUACAGGAGGUAGAGGAGGAACAGAGUGCUGAGAUCGCAGCCCUACAGGAAUCAAUUGGCCAGCUGGAGGACGAGUUGAGGACAACCAAGAAUGAAAUGGCUCGGUACCUGAAGGAUUAUCAAGACCUCUUGAACGUUAAGAUGGCUCUGGACAUCGAGAUCGCAGCUUACAGGAAGCUGCUUGAAGGGGAGGAGAAUCGCUUCAGUGCAGUAGGACCAGGGGCAAUGUCCAGUGUCUAUUCCCAAAGCCUGUGUGUUGCCCCAUCCCGCAACCGCCCCAUGUUUUCCAUGCAGUCCAGCCUGAGCUCUGGUGCCCCCUACCUACGCAUGUAUAGCUCAUCAUUCUCCUCUGCAGAUGAGAUUAUAGCUGCUAGUCAAGCACAGCCUGCCGAGUCAAGUCCUCAGGAAGAAGAGGAGGAGGAAGGAGAGGAGAAGGGAGACGAGGAAGCAAAGGAAGAGGAUGUUGAAGAAGAGCAAAAAGAAGAAGGUGAGAAUGGAGAUAUGAAGGAAGAGGCAGAAGAGGAGGCUAAAGAAAAUGGAGACGAUGGAGGAGAGGAAAACCAAGAAGGUAGAGAUGGAGAGGAGGAUGGAGCCAAUGAAACAGAAGAAGGGCAUGAUAAGGGAGAAGAGGAUGAAAGCAAAAAUGAAGUAGAAGUGGCAGAGGAAAAAGAGAAGCCAAAGGACAAAAAUAUUUAAAUCAAGAUUCUGAUGAAUGACACAUUGAUUGUCCCAUUUCGAGGUGCUCUACAAAUAGAUCCAUCAGUUCAGUACAAUCAAUCAGGAAACCAUUGUAUACAGCAGAGGCCUUUAUGUUUGUGUGCAAAGAGGUAGUAUGGCUGUACACUGAGUGAAGCAAAACAUGACAGUGUAUGCAUGUGUGUGCCAGCAAGGCGAUAAAUAAUAAAAAGCAAUUACCUGUAUAUGAAAUACAUUAAAAUAAAUGCAAUAUGAGUGCUCUAUGGGUGAGAGAAAUGAGAUAGAGAACGUGUGGAGUUUUGUGAGCAAAUACUGUAUUGUAUUAGCCUGUGAAAUAUUUGUUUGAAAAACCUAUGUGCAUUUCUGUCACCACAAUAUGCAUAUAAGAACACCACUGUGUUCAAUAUACUUGAUUUUCAAUGCCUUAGACAUAUUCUGAGUGGGAUCAAUGAUGUACAGUACUGAACACAAAUAAAGACUUGAAACAUGUCCAUCUGAA